Anoplophora glabripennis (Asian longhorned beetle) is the source of this 849-nucleotide messenger RNA. Its product is annotated as protein TSSC4. The transcript has a single exon. The record is from RefSeq and is a predicted model, not a curated record. NCBI's taxonomy places the organism in Eukaryota, Metazoa, Arthropoda, Insecta, Coleoptera, Cerambycidae. The coding region runs from base 105 to 758 and encodes 217 amino acids.
UGCUUCUCUCAGUCAACAACCAUUUUUGUGGUUAUGUAGUAGUAAAUUUGUUAAAAAACAAACAUUCUUGUAUAUGAUUAUAUGUGAGAAUUGAAAUUGAAAGUAUGAGCAAUCCGAGUAACAGUUUUAGUCUUAAAGUCACAAAUGCAGACUUUGCCGAAAGACAAAAAAAUGUUUUCGAUCAGUUGAAAGUACUUGAAAAUAGCAGAAAAAAUACAGGAAAUCAUAAUUCGGUGGAAACGGAAGAACAAGUAGACCCUAAUAGACGGAACCAGCGUUCAAUUACAAAACAUUUUAGAGGCAAAGAAAGUAUAUUCAAAAAACCACAAAAUGUUGCUCCAAAAAAUUACAUCAACAGAAUACCAGAUUUCAAAAAGAAUCCACAUAAAUGGACGAGAUAUUCUCUAGACGAUGUUAGAGAGGAGGAUAUAUCAGAUAAAGGAAAUACUAAAGCAGCUUUAUCAUUCUUAAAAGAGUUAGAGGAAAGGAAAAGUCAAGAGAUGGAUUGUGAUCAGGAACAAGUAGAUCAACCUGUCAAGAAAAUUAUUUUCAAAAAACAUACAUCUACUGUCAUUGGUCCAAAAGAUGAUGAAAAUCCAGAUACUUGUAAACCUAGUUUUAGAAGUUCCAAAGUUGUCAUGCCUGAAUAUGUUGUAGGGCAAAAAAUGAAAAAGGAAAAGAAAAAUAAAAGUUUGAAAGCAGGCAAGGGAAAAGAAUUAAAAUUAGAUCAUUUGUUCGAAAGUGAAGAAAAUGAAUAAGUAUAUGUAUGUUACAUUGGUAAUUUAUGAUAUAUCUGGAUCUUACAAUUGUAAAUAAUUAAUAUUAAAUAAUAGUAAGCUGGUUGCUUUA